AUGGAGGGCCUGGUCCUCAGUGUCUACACAGGCCCAGGAUUAAAUCGGGCAAGGGUUUCAAAGCGCCCCCUGGAUGUUGUGACUAAGACAUUAGGUAGGGCGGUGGCGGCUGAGAUGAGGCUGCAGUGGCGCCAGGAGAAAAGUGGGAGGCCCCACACCACCCUCUACUUCCGGGUCAACCGGAAGUACUGCCUGGUUGGCACCAGGCUUUCCAGCUUCCGGUCGCGUGGUGCUUGGCAGGGAGGCCGUGUGCCCGAGGGUCCUGUCUCGGGCGCCCGCCUGCCCGAGAGCCCAGAGGCGCGGGCCCUGCGGCGCCGGCUGCGGAGCUUCGUGCUGCCCACGGCCGCCUGCCAGGAGGACGAGGACAUCUUCCCCUACAAGAUCCUCUUCCAAGACCUUGACCGCAACGGGGACGGGGUGGUGGACAUCACGGAGCUCCGCGAAGGGCUGAAAAACUGGAGCUCCACGUUUGGCCUGCAGUCGGAGAAGGACAUUUUUAAAGCUGGAGAUACCAAUGCUGAUUCAGGAUUGGACUUCCAAGAAUUUUUGCAAUACCUUAAAGACCAUGAGAAAAAAAUGAGGCUGGCAUUUAAGAGUCUGGACUUAAAUAAUGAUGGAGUAAUAGAAACUUCAGAAAUAAUCACUGCUUUGAAGUCACUGGGUGUAGAUAUUUCUGAAGCUCAGGCAAAAAAUAUUCUCCAAAGCAUGGACAGUGAUGGAACAAUGACAGUAGACUGGGAUGAAUGGAAGUACUACUUUUUACUUCAUCCCGCAAAAAGUAUCGAUGAAAUUGCUGGCUUCUGGAAGCGUUCUACUAUAAUUGACAUAGGGGAGAGCAUAGCUAUUCCAGAUGACUUUACUGUGGAAGAAAAGAGUUCUGGACAUUGGCGGCGGCAUUUGGUGGUAGGAGGAAUAGCUAGCGCCGUUUCAAGAACGUGCACGGCACCUUUUGACCGCUUGAGAGUCAUGAUGCAGGUUCAUAGUUUAGAGCCAACGAGAAUGAAGUUAAUUGGUGGGUUUGAGCAGAUGAUAAAAGAAGGAGGAAUUCGUUCUCUUUGGCGAGGAAAUAGUGCAAAUGUUUUUAAAAUUGCACCUGAGACGGUCAUCAAGAUCGGGGCCUAUGAACAGUAUAAGAAAUGGCUUAGUUUUGAUGGUGCUAAAACAGGAAUUAUUCAGAGAUUUGUAUCUGGUUCAUUGGCUGGUGUAACUGCUCAGACCUGUAUUUACCCCAUGGAGGUAAUAAAGACCAGACUCACUGUAGGUAAAACUGGACAGUACUCAGGGAUUAUUGACUGUGGCAAGAAGCUUCUGAAACAAGAAGGUGUUAGAACCUUUUUCAAAGGCUAUAUCCCUAACUUGCUAAGCAUUAUACCUUAUGCAGGCACAGACCUUACUGUUUUUGAGCUUUUGAAGAACUAUUGGCUCGAACAUUAUGCAGGAAACUCUGUAGACCCCGGCUUAAUGAUUUUGCUGGGAUGUAGCACGCUGUCGCACACCAGUGGUCAGAUAGCCAGCUUCCCUCUGACCCUUCUUAGAACACGCAUGCAGGCUCAAGCACAGAAGGAAAAAACAACAACUAUGAUUCAUCUCAUUCAAGAUAUAUAUUACAAAGAAGGAAAAAUGGGCUUUUUCAGGGGCCUCACUCCAAAUAUCAUAAAAGUGCUGCCUGCAAUAUUCAUAAGCUGUGUGGCCUAUGAAAUACUGAAAGGACCGUUUGGAUUAACGAAGAAGUAA
Molecule: messenger RNA, 1734 nt
Organism: Myotis brandtii (Brandt's bat)
Lineage: Eukaryota; Metazoa; Chordata; Mammalia; Chiroptera; Vespertilionidae
Product: calcium-binding mitochondrial carrier protein SCaMC-1
Exons: 12
Coding region: 1-1734 (577 amino acids)
Biological process (GO): transmembrane transport
Cellular component (GO): mitochondrial inner membrane
Molecular function (GO): ATP transmembrane transporter activity; calcium ion binding
Source: RefSeq, a predicted model, not a curated record